UCAUCGAGUAGACAUAGGACGGUUUGAGACCACGACAGAGGACACAAAAUGGGAUGCUUUUCGAGGUUCACGUUGAUGGAAUGGAUGCGUUUAUUAAUUAAUUAAAGGAUAAAGAUAUUUGCAGGGCUUAAGGUUUCUCCAUUCACAGAUGUGGUUUAGAUGGUUAGCCCAGUUUUACGAAGAAAGGUGUUGAGAGUCAUUUAAUUGUUUGUAAAGAAGCACACCCUGAAGUGCCCUUUGCUCGUGCACUAGCGCCAUGAGUAGCGCACUUGAUGAUUCGAAGACAUCUGAAGCAAGUAUGGACCACGAACUCUACACUGUACAGAGUCCCUCUGGGGACACGAAGGAUGGCCUAGAUCAUUCAGAAUUCAUUUAUAAAAUGUCAAAUGAAGAAUUUGUUCGGUUCGUGAAGUUGCGUGUGACCAACGACGCACUUUUCACUGGAAAGAGAAAUUCUUCAACUCUGGCUUAUAGGGCCAUCUUGAAAGAGUUGGGUCUACAGAGAGAGAUUUCUGCCAGUCAGGCAAGAAGGAAAUGGGAAAACCUUAAGAUGAAAUACAAGGAUCUUAAGAAUCCCCCACCUGGCAUCUCAGUGAACCCCACUAACUGGCCAUGGUUCUCCCUCAUGGAUGACGCCAUGGAGGGUAGACUAGUAGGAAGUGAUAUCACUGUGGAUACGUCCUCUGUGGGCGAUGACAGCGAGUAUCGCCCGAACAACAGCAACCGCAGCCGAAGGAGCAAGAGAGCACGUGAGCCAGACAGAAACGAGAUUGAGCUGUUCGUGGAAGAGGACGACAUGAUGUCAGAAGAGAUGGGGCGAGACAAGACAGAGCUGGACAGAGACAGGGACGAGAUGGAGCACGAGAGGGCCAUCCUGGAGAGCGACAAAGCCGCUAUUGAAUACGAAAGGAUGGUCCUGGAGAGAGAGAAGAUGGUUCUGGAUAGAGAGAGAGCAGGAGUGGAGAGAGAACUCGCAGCUUUGGACCGAGACAGGGCCUCUUUGGAGAGAGAGAAGGCUGCUGUGGAGAGAGACAGGGCUUCUGUGGAGUACAUCCGAGCUCAGCUGGAAAAGGAAAGAGCGACUCUAGAUAGAGAAAGGGCAAAGCUUGAGAGAGAGCGUGCCAUCCUUGAGCAUCAGCGUGGGACAGAGAAAGGGGAGCCGACGGCUAUUUUGAUUGACAGUGUGGAGGGAACUGACAACUCUAUUCCCUUUGUAAUGGAACCAGCUAACCUAGAGAGGAGGCAGAAAUUCCUCAACCUGUUUGAAAAGCUCAUUGAGAACUUCUAAAACAGAAA
Molecule: messenger RNA, 1296 nt
Organism: Xyrauchen texanus (razorback sucker)
Lineage: Eukaryota; Metazoa; Chordata; Actinopteri; Cypriniformes; Catostomidae
Exons: 6
Coding region: 257-1288 (343 amino acids)
Source: RefSeq, a predicted model, not a curated record